Tetrahymena thermophila SB210 is the source of this 1971-nucleotide messenger RNA. RefSeq names its product cytochrome b5-like heme/steroid-binding domain protein. Gene Ontology annotation, molecular function: oxidoreductase activity, acting on paired donors, with oxidation of a pair of donors resulting in the reduction of molecular oxygen to two molecules of water. The record is from RefSeq and is a predicted model, not a curated record. Lineage: Eukaryota; Ciliophora; Oligohymenophorea; Hymenostomatida; Tetrahymenidae. The transcript has 6 exons. Gene Ontology annotation, biological process: lipid metabolic process. Gene Ontology annotation, cellular component: membrane.
AUGAAAUCUAAGUCUACGUAAAACCCUUCUUCUGAGGUUAAUUCAAAGAAGCAGGAAACAUAAAAGCAACAUCUUAAGAAUGUAGAGACUUAAUGUGAUCCCUUAGCAUAAGCAAAAUCUACUUUCCAACAAUUGCUGGAUAUUCACUCUCAUAGAAAUUUUCGUAAAUCUCUGUUUGUUCUAAUUUCAAUCCACUUGUUGACUUUUUUCACACCUUUCACUCAAUUCGUACUCGAUCUCCCUGCUAACAUAUAAAUGAUUUUCUAAGAGACUUUUGAAAUAUGGCCUUUCCCUACAUACUCAGUUACCAACGAAAACUAGGUUCACAUGAUUAAUCUAGUUUUUAAGGGUUUAGAAAUUAGCGUAAUGCUACUUUAUACAAUUGACUUACUUCCUAAGAUCUUCAUAUGGAAGAAGCCUCUUACAUGGAAAAUAUUAAACGUCCUUGUCGUUACACUUAUGGUUGUAUAAGUUCCCUUGACCAUGCGUUAAUAUUAGCUCCAUGCAUUUUCUACUGAUCACCUAAAAAUUAGAAUUUGCUCUAUUGGUCUUUCAUUCUUACUUCUUUGUGAGAUUAUGUCAAUUAGAGAGUAAAAGUCUAUGAAGUCUAAAAAAAUACAAGAAACCAUCUAAAAAAUCAAGCAAAGCCAAAACGUUUCUGAAGUCAGCUAGAAAUAAUAGAACGAAAAGAUUUCAUCAUCUUACAAAGUAUAUACUUGGCCUGAAAUUAUCAAGCAUGAUAGAAGAGAAGAUUGCUGGGUCGUCAUUGAUGGCAAAGUCUAUGAUGUUACUUCACUUCUUCCUCAUCAUCCUGGUGGUGACAUGAUAUUAGAUGGUGCUGGUGGUGAGUGCACUUUCAUGUGGUAAUCUUAUCACCCAAGCUGGAUGAUAGAAAAAAAAGUUUAAGAGAAGUAUCUAAUUGGAGAAGUAAAAGAUUAUGAAAGUUUUUACUCAUACUCUGAUAACUUCUAUAUGAAUUUGAAGAAAAAAAUUGAGGAGAAGGUCCCUCGCUCUAAACGUUAGAACGAUUGGAAAUUAUUCGUAAAGGCCGCUUUCAUUAUGAUUAUGUAUUUCUACUCUAUCUAUAUGUACUUUACUCGCUGCGAUUUGAUAAGCACUUUAAUGUUUGGUUUCUUCGCUGCAUAAGUAGGAGUAAAUAUUAUGCAUGAUGGAAAUCAUGCUGCCUUUUCAAGUAAUAAAUAUAUUACUUUACUAGCAGGAUAUACUCUUGACCUUGUUUUUUCAUCUUCUGUUAUUUAUCGCCGUUCCCAUAAUUAUGGCCAUCAUGGUUGUGUAAAUCAUUAUGAACUAGAUAGAGCAUUUGAUACUACUUUCCCAUUAUUACGUUUACAUCGUAUGUAAGAAAGAGCUCCCAUGCAUAAAUAUUAAAAAUACUACGUUUGGUUAGUAUACGGACUCGCAAAUUUCGGUGAUUUAUUUGGAACUUUUGAUGAAAUGUAUUGGAUGUCUAACUAUCCUACUCGUCAAGGUCACUGCCCAAAGAAGCAAAUAAUUUUGUAAUCUAUUGUUAAAAUAAUUUGGUAUAUGUCAACUAUUGUCUUCACCUCUUUCAAAUUUGGAUAUCUUCAUGCUUUCCCCUAUUGGUUUUUAUACAUGGUUGCACAAAGUUAUGGGUACACCUUUUUCUUUGCUGUUAAUCACUGGACAGAUGAAUCUGCCUUUAUUGAUAACAAUAGCAUUAGCAACACUAACUGGGGUAUUUUACAAAUCGAAAACUCUUCAAACUUCGCUUUAGAUAGCCCUUUUUGGACUCACCUUAGUGGAGGCCUUAACUUUUAAAUUGAGCAUCACUUAGUUCCUGGCUAUAGCCAUACAAGACUACCUGAAAUCAGUUAAAUAGUUUAAGACUAUUGCAAAGAACAUAAAGUUAGAUAUUUCAGCUACAAAACAUUUUGGGAUGCACUUGUUGGACAUUACAAUCUUUUGAAAUAGCUUGGUGAAGAAGAUUGA